AACAUUACUUCAUGGGAAAUUUUUAAAAAAAGAUGGGCAGCAAUCAACGAAAUAAAUCUACUUUCGCCGGAACGGAGAUCGUGUCGAAAAGAAAACAUCAUAAUGACUCGUGUCUCCUUUUACCAUUCCAGUACGCGGUAGCGUUUUGACCUGGAAAAAGAAAGAAAAAACGGAUGAGAACGUUUCAAACGACUGAACAUUAGGGCGUCUCCUGUUUAAUAUCGUUCCGAAACGACGGGAGGAAGUUCGACAUCAGAUGGGGAGAAAGUUUAGAGCUUCUUUCUCUUUCAGUGUUUUUUGAGUAUGUAACUGAGAACCCUACAAGUGUUAAGUUCAGUGUCUCAUCUUCGUGGCCAAACGAAUCAUCUCUCUGAUUGUUAUUGUUGCAGCUCUAACCACGUCAGUUAUUUUACUGGAAAUAUGCGACGCUCGCUAUGGUUUGUCAUUCUGGUCAUCGUCCCAAAUUCGUUCCAGAAUUCCACAGAAGAAACCUCAGCGACGGAUAUUGAAGGUGACGAAAUGCAAACGAGAAUUCUCAACCGAAAACCCAAUCGUUACCCAAGUAAAAUCAACAAAGAAUAUCAAUCAUUAUAUCGACCGCCGUGUUUUGACGUCGCCUGUCCGGUCGACGAUUCGUAUCCCAUAGAUUUUGUCUCGUCUAUGGUGGCCAACAAUCUGGCGCUGAUUGAACAACUCCAUUCCAUGCUUUACCGUUAUCCUGCGGAGAAAUUAAUUCUAUUAGAAAAUGCAACCGAUUCUUACAGGGUUAAAGGUAAUUUUGCGUGCGAGUCGGAUGUAGUUUGGUUAAAACUGGGCUGGGCUCACGACGUCACAGGCCGGAACCUCUUGGUAGUCAACACGCCUCGUUACCCACAGAUUCACCGUCUGGAAACGUGCAGGUACGCCGGUAAACAUUGUGAGUUCUUGCCACCCUGUUACCGAUCGAGGUGUCAGCAAAGAUAUACUCACAAACACAUGAUAGUCAUUGAUCCAGCACAGCUGAGCGGCGGACCCUUUGUCGAUCUGCUACCGCUGCCUUCAUCCUGUUCUUGUUUCGUCGAAAAUUUCGUUUACUUUUAA
This is a messenger RNA of Daphnia pulicaria, 1080 nucleotides long. RefSeq lists its product as uncharacterized. Gene Ontology annotation, cellular component: extracellular region. Gene Ontology annotation, biological process: regulation of Toll signaling pathway; innate immune response; central nervous system formation. Lineage: Eukaryota; Metazoa; Arthropoda; Branchiopoda; Diplostraca; Daphniidae. The coding region runs from base 421 to 1080 and encodes 219 amino acids. Gene Ontology annotation, molecular function: Toll binding; growth factor activity. The transcript has 6 exons. The record is from RefSeq and is a predicted model, not a curated record.